Colletotrichum godetiae is the source of this 1584-nucleotide messenger RNA. RefSeq names its product glycoside hydrolase superfamily. The record is from RefSeq and is a predicted model, not a curated record. Gene Ontology annotation, molecular function: alpha-galactosidase activity. The transcript is spliced from 2 exons. Lineage: Eukaryota; Fungi; Ascomycota; Sordariomycetes; Glomerellales; Glomerellaceae. The coding region runs from base 1 to 1584 and encodes 527 amino acids. Gene Ontology annotation, biological process: oligosaccharide metabolic process; glycoside catabolic process. Gene Ontology annotation, cellular component: cytoplasm.
AUGGGAUGGAACUCGUACAACCAGGUCUCCUGCAGCCCGACCAACGCUGGCAUCACAGCUGCCAUCAACUCUUUGGCCGACCGGGGUUUCGUCACCGCGGGUUACAAGUACUUCCAGAUCGACUGCGGCUGGGCCUCCAGAGACGGCCAGCGGAAUGCCACAUCGGGCGCGUUGAAGGUCGAUGCCACCGCGUUCCCUCAGGGUCUCAAGCCGCUGAGCGAUCUCGCGAGGUCCAAAGGCAUGAAAUGGACCAUGUACUCUGAUGCCGGCGUUCGCAUGUGCGACCCGCAGGUCCCGAGUCCCGUUCUGGGUUCACUCGGUCGCGAAGCCGCCGACGCCGACUUUUUCAAGACUCUCAACACGGAGUAUCUCAAGUAUGACAACUGCUAUGCCGAUGGUCCCAACGGAUCGCAGAAUGCGCCCAAGGAUCCGCGAACUGACUUUGUCACGCGCUUCACCGUUAUGUGGAAGGAACUUCAGCGCGUCGGUAUUCCGGGCAUGCUGAUUUGCCAAUGGGGAACCCCUUAUUCGGCAUCCAGCGGCCUGCAAGGGCCCGCGCAAUGGACGAAGGGCAUCUCGACUUCGUUCCGCUUGUCAGACGACAUCGCCUCGGGCUGGGGCAACGUCUACCGCAUCUAUAACCAAGCCAUUCACAUCGUCAAGUCCGGCAUUGUCGGACCAGGCAACAUCGCCGAUGCCGACCUUCUCGAAGUCGGCAACACCGGCAUGACUUUCGACGAGCAGGCCACCCACUUUGCGUCCUGGGCCAUGCUCAAGUCUGCUCUCAUGAUCUCUACCAACGUGGCAGCUUUGUCUGACCAGGCCGUCGCCGUGUUGCAGAACAAGGACCUGAUCGCCAUCAAUCAAGACUCCGCUGUCAAGCCGAUCAAGCUCGUCCAGCGCUGGACCGGAAACCGGGACCUCUGGGCCGGUGACCUCGCCAACGGGGAAAUCGCCGUCCUCGUCGUGGAUCUCAGCAACGCCGCCCGCACGCUGACCGUCCAGCUCGCCGAACUCGGCAUCACCUCCGCCACGGUCAAGGACCUCUGGACGUCCAAGUCCGUCACCAACGUCAACAGCUAUUCUGCGCAAGUUAACGCACACGGCUCCCUUGCGCUUCGCCUCUCCAACAUCCAGCGCUCGACCGCCGCCGGGGCGAAGUACAACUACGUCUCCGUUGCCACCGGCUCGCUUUCUUCCGGCGCGAACCUUCAAUCUUGCUCUGGUUGCACAUCUUCUAACAAGGUCGGCAACCUCGGCGGCUCCUCCAACGGCCGUGUUGUCCUUUCCAACGUCUCGACUUCUAAGGCUGGCACGCAGACCGUCCUGUUCGACUACAUAAAUGGCGACGUUGGCUACCUAGGCGGCAGCAACAACGAGAGGUUGGCGUCCAUCAGUGUCAACGGAGGCGCGGCGCAGACGGUCAGCUUCCCUCUCAGUGGUUAUAAUUGGUCCGCCGAUGUCUUCAAGGCCUAUGCGGUCGAGUUGACAGGGUUCACUGCCGGUGGUGCCAACACGAUUAGUAUUUCGGGCGUGGGAAGUGCAUGGGCGCCGGACUUUGACCGGGUCGGUGUAGCUGCGUAG